ACGCGUUUGAAAGCUCCGUCCAUGUUUUUCGCCAAACUCAAUCUUGCCAUCACCAUGUUCUCCGGUUUUUCUCUCUAACUACUUUCGUCGUUGAUUAAUUUUAUCCGAUUCCGUUUGCUGUUAUUGCCAUUCCUUGCUUUUAAUCGUCAUCACGAAAUGGGUCUCGAGUACAUUGUUAGCAGUGUUUCCGCUGUUGUGGAGUACACAGUCGUCCCAAUCAAAAGGCGCAUAGGUUACGUCCUCAAUUACAAGAGCAAGGUUGAAGAUCUCGAGUUGCAUUAUGAGAAACUGCGAUAUUCAAUGGAGAGGAUGCAUCAUUCCAUUGAUGAAGCUAAAAGGAAUGGGGAAGAUAUCCAAAUGGAUGUCAUAAAGUGGAUGACUUCUGCAAAAGAAACCGCUUUAGAGACAGAAAAAUUUAUUGCCGAUGAAAAUCAAGCAAAGAGGUGUUUCAUUGGUCUGUGUCCAAAUUUGAUGAAGCGCUACCAGUUUAACAAGAGAGCAGAGAAGAAGAUCUUUGCUAUUGUUAAGCUGCUUGAUGAAGGACAAUUUGAGAAAAUUUCGUACCGACCUCCUCUGCAAUUAUCACUAGCUACAUCUUCGGAUGGUAGCAACUCCUUACAUUCAAGAAAGAUAAUUUUGGAAGAAGUCUUGGGUUCACUUGCAGACCCUAACAUUAACUUGAUUGGGGUUUAUGGAAUGGGAGGGGUGGGUAAGACCACCCUAGCGAAGGAGGUCUGCAGACAAGCUUUGGAACGCCGCCAAUUUGAUGUUGCAGUUAUGGCUGUUGUGUCUCCAGAAGCAGACUACCGAAGAAUGCAAGCUCAGAUUGCUGACGGGCUCGGCCUGAAAUUUGAUGAGAUGACUCUAUUAGGUAGAGCAGCCCGACUAAGCUUGCGCAUAAAGAGGGAGACGAAGAUCCUUUUAGUUUUGGAUGAUAUUUGGCAGCCAAUUAACUUUGAGGAGCUAGGAAUUCCUAAUCACAAGGGAUGCAAGAUAUUACUGACUACAAGAAAUCGAGAUGUACUCCGUAGAAUGGGUGCAGAUAUAAACUUCGCGCUUGAAGUCCUACGGGAAGAAGAGGCAAUGCGUUUAUUCGAGACGAUGGUGGGUGAUGCAAAUAAAGAUUUGGAAUUGCAACCUAUAGCAACUGAAGUGGUAAAAAGGUGUGCAGGUUUGCCCCUUUUAAUUGUCGCAGUUGCAAGAUCUUUGAGAAGUAAAGAUUUGUAUGCUUGGAAGGAUGCUGCAGAGCAGCUGUCUAGAGUUGAGGAACCAGGAAUUUAUCUUACUGUAUACCGUGCUGUGGAGUUGAGUUAUCAUUAUUUGGAUGGAGAUGAAGUGAAGUCAGUUUUCUUGCUCUGCGGUCUGCUUAGACAUAAAAAUAUUUGGAUCCCAGACUUGUUGAAGUACAGUAUUGGUCUGGGUUUGUUAAAAAACACACAUACAAUUGAUGCAGCAAGAAACAGAUUGCACAAAUUGAUCAGUGACCUCAAAGCAAGAUGCUUGUUGCUAGACGGGACAAUGAAUGGGUUCGUGACAAUGCAUGACGUUCUUCAAGAUGUCGCUGUCUCGAUUGCAUCCAAAAACGGGCAGGUGUUCAUGGUCAGAAGUGAGAGUCGACCGGUGGAAUGGCCAGAAGAUACUCUCAAAAGCUGCACAGGAAUUUCUCUGCGUUCCUGUGAUAGGCUUGAACUUCCUGAAAAGUUAGAAUGUCCAAAGCUUGAGUUUCUUUUGCUUCACGCAAAAGAUCUUUCUUUGAGUAUCCCUGAUUUUUUCUUCGAAGGAAUUCAAAAACUACGGGUGUUGGAUUUCUCUGGAAUUAGUUUCUCGCACCUACCUGCAUCGCUUGUUUUCUUAACAAACCUUCGAACCUUGCGUUUGGAUCAUUGCAUUUUGCUUGAUGUAUGCAUCAUUGGAGAGUUGAAGAAUCUAGAAAUUCUUACCUUUGUGGGUUCUGAUAUUGUUGAGUUGCCACGAGAAAUGGCGCAACUGAAUAGGCUAAAGUUGCUAGACUUAAGCCAUUGUUCCAAACUCAAAGUGAUUCCAGCAAACGUCAUAUCAUGGAUGGUUAGAUUGGAAGAAUUAUAUGUGGGCAAUAGCUUUAAUGGGUGGGAGAUUGAAGGGCUCAGCGAUCGAGGAAAUGCAAGUCUUGCAGAGGUGAAGUCGUUGCCUCACCUAACAGCUUUGGAAAUACAUAUCCAAGAUGCCAAUACAAUACCAAAAGACUUGUUUUCUGAGAGGCUGGAAAGGUUUAGGAUAUUAAUAGGAGGUGAAUGGGACUGGGAUAUUGGAAACUAUGAAGUCUUAAGACUGCUGAAGCUUAAGCUCAAUACGAGCAUUCAUUUGGAGCAUGGGCUUAAAAUGUUGCUGAAUAGAACGGAAGAUCUAUAUUUAGAUGAAAUCAAGGGGAUUAAGUCCCUAUUGUAUGAUCUAAACAUAGAAGGAUUUCCACAAUUAAAGCAUCUCCAUGUCCAGAAUAAUUCUGAAGUUAAACACGUCGUUGAUUCAGUAAAGUGGGUCUCGUAUGCUGCCUUUCCCAUCCUGCAGUCUUUGUCCCUCGAAAAUUUGGUGAACCUGAAGAAAAUCUGUCAUGGCGAGCUUGCAGCAAGUUCUUUUAGCAAACUAAGAAGUUUAAAAAUCAAGAGCUGCCAUAAAUUGAAGAAUCUUUUCGCAUUUAAUAUUAUUAGAGGCCUUUUACAACUUCAGGAAAUGGAAGUAACUAAUUGCAAAAACAUGGAGGAGAUUGUUGCUGACGAAGAUGCACACAGCAGCAAUGUAGAAUAUGAAGCAGUUGAGUUCAGUCAAUUUCGCUCCUUGGCACUAAAAGGUCUACCAACUCUCAGAAGCUUUUGCUCCAUAGCGAAGGUGCCUUCAACAGUUCAUUCAAGGUUCAAGGAUAUUGUCGAGGAGGAUGAACUUAGUAUUCCACCUCCGCUAUUCACUGUUAUGGUUCCCAACUUAGAGGAGUUGAAAGUAUCCUCGAUUCCCUGUAAAAGAAUAUGGCAAAGCCACAGCCAGUUUCCCACAGCAUCUUCACACUUGACAAGCUUGAUUGUGCACGGUUGCCACAACUUGAAGUACGUUUUCACAUUUUCAAUGGCUAAAUGUGCUCCACGACUGAAAAAACUUGAGAUAAGUGAUUGUGAGCUCAUGAACGAAAUAAUAGCAACAGACGAAUUUGCAGAAGAACCAGGGAUGUCUAGAUUGCUCUUCACAGAUCUGGAAGUCCUGAAGCUCCAGAAUCUGCCAAAUGUCUCCAGUUUUUGCAAUGCUUGUGACUUAAUUGAAUGCCCUUCUCUGAGAAACCUGUUGAUAAAGAAGUGCCCUGCCAUGGAAACACUCAUCUCUAAUUCAAUUGCAAACAACAAAGCCACCGACGAAGCAAAACUAGAGGAGAGCCACCGCUCCAAAACUCGAUCAUUCUUUAAUGAAAAGGUUGUGCUCCCUAACUUGGAAGAGAUGGAACUCUCCCACAUCAGUCAAGUGGAGAACAUAUGGCUCAGCCAACUUGCUCCAGACUCGUUUCCAAAACUAAAAAGCAUACGAAUUAAAUAUUGUGAAAAUCUGCGGAUUCUUUUCCCAUUCAAUGCCUUGUUAGCAUUCCGUAGUUUAGAGAAGCUUGGCGUAAUUGAUUGUUGUUGUCUAGAAGAGAUAUACCAACUCCAGCAGUUCAAUGGUGAAGGAAUAAAUGAGGAAGCAGAGUUUCAAUUGACAGAGUUGUAUCUAAGUGGGCUACACAAGUUAAGGACUAUCUGGAGCAAUGACCCGCGAGGAAUUUUCAAUUUCGAUAAUAUUCAUUUGAUACAUGUUUCACACUGUCAAGUUCUGAAACAUCUCUUUCCAGCCAGCAUAGCUAGGCGUCUCCCCUUGCUGAAACAGCUUGCUAUACGCUCUUGUGGGGUGGAAGAGAUUGUUGCAGAGGAAGGAGACAUGGGAGAAAUCCCUCGUUUUGUGUUCCCUCGAUUAACCUCCUCAGAACUUCAAAAUCUACCAAAUUUGAGGAGUUUCUAUCGAGGGAUGCAUACUCUGGAGUGGCCAGUGCUUAAAUACCUGAAGUUUUUUGGUUGUGACAAGGUGAUGAAGUUCAGCUUAGAAGAUGCGAGUUCCCAAGAAGAUAUCCCAAUUCAGCAAUCUCUUUUUGUGGCUGCUAAGGUUUUCCCAAAUUUGGAGGAAUUGAGUAUUGAUGGAAAAGACAUGAUGAUGAUAUUGGAAUGGCAAUUACCGAAGAAGAUCUUUUACAUGCUAAAACUUCUUGAGCUGAGGUCGUUUGAGGAAGAAUUACCUGUUUCUCUGUUUGGUUUCCUUGGAAGAUUACAAAAUCUUGAGAAAAUUGUGUUGAGCGAUUCUUCGGUUAAAGAGCUGUUCCUGUGUGAAGGAAUCGAUGUGGCUCCCGAGGGACUCCCGCGGAUAAGAUACUUGGAGCUAAAUAGGCUAUUUGAUCUGAAGAAUAAAGGGAAGCAAGACUCUCAAUUGCUUCAAAAUGUUGAAAUUCUGAAAGUUCAGUUUUGUGAAAAUUUAGUUAAUUUGGUAUCAUCCUCCGCUUCUUUUCACAAUCUAACGUAUCUAGAAGUAUGUCACUGCAACGAAUUAAGGAAAUUGGUAACAUCGUCAGUGGCCAAAACCAUGCUGAACCUUGAAAAGUUGCGGGUUGAGGAAUGUGCCAUGUUGACGGAGAUAGUAGCAGAAGAACAAGAGGAGACAUAUGAUGAGAUUGUUUUCAGCAAAUUGAAAACUGUGGCGCUUGUUGGUUUACGGAACCUCACAAGCUUCUGUUCGGCUGGCCACACUUUCAACUUCCCAUCUUUGAAAAAAGUGACUCUGGCAAGAUGCCCAAAGCUGAGAAUUUUCACCCAUGGUAUUUUGUGCACACCAAAUCUGGAGAGGGUACUGACAGAAUUUCCUGGUGAUAAGAGAAGGCGUGUGGAGAGCAGCCUCAAUGCCACCAUAGAGCAGAUGUAUGCGGAAAUGAAUGCCUGAAGAAAUUGAGAUCACCAGCCUUAAAUAUGCACAAGCUGGAAGGAACAAGGAUAUCAUUAUUUCUGGGAGAUGUCGUCAAUCGAUAUUUAUCUGAUUGAAGUUUCUUUUUUCUCUCUUUUUUUUUUUUUUUCCAUCUUCGUCUUGUUGAAGUACUAAUAUGUUCAUAUGAUCGUGUGUUAUGCUCUAUUUUCUAAGCAUAUUAGCUUUCAGAAGACUUUUGGACCAUAAAUGGCUGAAUUUGUGUGCAAAUUGUUCUGUAACGAAUUUCUCAUGUAUUUGACAUUAAAAUUUCAUUUUUGUUUGUA
Molecule: messenger RNA, 5279 nt
Organism: Manihot esculenta (cassava)
Lineage: Eukaryota; Viridiplantae; Streptophyta; Magnoliopsida; Malpighiales; Euphorbiaceae
Product: probable disease resistance protein At4g27220
Exons: 5
Coding region: 157-4974 (1605 amino acids)
Molecular function (GO): ATP hydrolysis activity; ADP binding
Source: RefSeq, a predicted model, not a curated record